AUGGUCUACGACGUAUAUGGAAUCGCUUGUCUUCAGACAUUCUGCCCAUUUUUAUCUCUGACUAUGCUUAAUCUUGUUAUAGUUCACAAAUUAGCAAAACUUGAUUCAAACGCAAUGAAUAAUGCCAAGAUAUCUGAUCCCGACGCCACCGUGGUGUUGACACGAAAAUCUGGAGUUUUAUCCUCUCUGAGAAUCAAUAAAAUGACAGGCUCUGUGAGGAAUGCUAUUUAUACAAUGGUUGCUAUUGUAUCGACAUAUUUAAUUUCGAACUCGCUGCAUAUAAUGCUAACAUUACUGGAAGUCACGAAAUCGCCGAUAUUGGUCGACGAAUCGGACACAUACAAGGCAUCGAUGCUUUAUACACUUCUCGGCGAUGCUGUCAGCAUUCUUUAUAUGAUUUCAUCAGCGAUUCGAAUCUUCAUCUACUCCUACUGCAAUCCGGCAAUCCGAUAUCAACUGCUUGACUUACUUGGAUGGAAGAAAUGCACAAAGAACAAUGCGAGUUUUUGCACGAGCAAUGAAUCGACGAGUGUCUAA
Caenorhabditis bovis is the source of this 537-nucleotide messenger RNA. The record is from the annotation of a GenBank genome assembly. NCBI's taxonomy places the organism in Eukaryota, Metazoa, Nematoda, Chromadorea, Rhabditida, Rhabditidae.